AACAUGAUAAGCGAUUCAGACAAUAGAGUGGUACUUAAUGUUGGAGGGAUCAGACACGAGGCUUACAAAGCCACCCUUAAAAAAAUCCCUGCGACCCGUUUAAGCCGCCUAACUGAGGCCCUCGCAAACUACGACCCCAUUCUAAAUGAGUACUUCUUCGACAGGCACCCGGGAGUGUUUGCGCAGAUUUUGAACUACUACAGGACGGGCAAGUUGCAUUAUCCUACUGACGUUUGUGGGCCACUCUUUGAAGAGGAGUUGGAAUUUUGGGGUCUCGAUGCCAAUCAGGUGUUUGGUUUGUUGUUUUUGUUGUUCAUUAAAGAACUACGCACUAACGAGAAUUUAAAUCUACCAAAACAUGCGAGCCAACAGUAUAAACAAAUUAACAACAAUAAACAACAACUACAUUUUUAUAAACAACAACAGCAACAACAACAGCUGUUUAACACAAACAAACAACAGCCGCAGCAACACGCAAGGAAAAACAUUCAACCAUUCCGAAAGCGACCGCCAAUCUCCGGCCUAACGAACCCAGCAUUCCGUCUGGAAAAGCCGCACACAGAGCCCCACGAUGCUUUCUUCUACAUCGAAUGCGUCUGCAACGGCUGGUUCACCUUCGAACUCAUCAUUCGCUUCAUCGUCAGCCCAGCAAAGUUCAAAUUCGUUCGGACCCCUGUCAAUCUGAUCGACUUCAUCGCCACUUUCUCGUUCUACUUGGACUUCAUAACAACCCGGAUGAAGAAAGACAACGAGAUCCUCGAGUUCUUCAGCAUCAUUCGCAUCAUGAGGCUCUUCAAACUGACCCGACACAGUCCAGGCCUCAAAAUUCUCAUCCACACCUUCAAAGCCAGUGCCCACGAGCUCAUGCUCCUCAUCUUCUUCCUCGUCAUCGGCAUCGUCAUCUUCGCAUCCCUCGUCUACUACGCCGAGAGGAUCCAAUACAACCCCGACAACAACUUCAACUCCAUCCCGGUUGGACUGUGGUGGGCCAUCGUCACCAUGACGACGGUGGGGUACGGAGACAUGACCCCAAAAACUUAUUUGGGGAUGUUCGUCGGGUCCAUUUGCGCUCUGACAGGCGUGCUCACCAUCGCCCUACCAGUCCCCGUCAUCGUCAGCAACUUCGAAAUGUUCUAUUCGCACACCCAAGCCAGAGCCAAGCUGCCGAAACAACGACGUCGCGUGCUUCCAGUUGAGGCAGUCAGACCGAAGAGUAGCGGCUACAAAAUUAGCGGGAGCGUAACUGGCGCUGGUCAGCCG
Molecule: messenger RNA, 1260 nt
Organism: Helobdella robusta
Lineage: Eukaryota; Metazoa; Annelida; Clitellata; Rhynchobdellida; Glossiphoniidae
Exons: 2
Biological process (GO): protein homooligomerization; potassium ion transmembrane transport
Cellular component (GO): neuronal cell body membrane; voltage-gated potassium channel complex; axon
Molecular function (GO): delayed rectifier potassium channel activity; protein binding
Source: RefSeq, a predicted model, not a curated record